Molecule: messenger RNA, 1069 nt
Organism: Actinia tenebrosa (Australian red waratah sea anemone)
Lineage: Eukaryota; Metazoa; Cnidaria; Anthozoa; Actiniaria; Actiniidae
Molecular function (GO): oligosaccharide binding; extracellular matrix structural constituent
Source: RefSeq, a predicted model, not a curated record
AGACUGAAGAUGCCAUCCAUCGACAAUCUCCUUUUUUGCAGUCUUUAAAGGCGCAGAGCCGCCAACAUAAUGAAAUCAACGGUGGUGUUUGUCUUUAUACUGUUCCUUCUCAAGCACAAAGUCACCUACGCUACGAUGUGGCCGACCAAACAAUACUCAGAAAAAGAUGUGUACUUGCAAGGAUUCACUCUUGAAUCGUCCAAGGUGGAAACAAUCUUUGAAUGUUAUAGAAAGUGUGAGGACAACAUACAUUGUGCAAGCAUCAACAUGAACCUGACGAACAAGACAUGUGAACUGAAGUACUCUACCAAGACUAGACACCCAGAGAAGAUUGUUAGCCAACAAAACACCAUCUACAUGGAGAUACGAGAGCAUAAAGAGCCAGGGUCGGGACCUGAUAAUCCUAUCACAUCCUGCAAAACCCUGAAGCAGAGUGACAGCCAGGCUGAGUCAGGUGUUUACUGGAUGAAGUUCAAUGAGACAUCCUCUGAGCCAUUCCAAGUGUUCUGUGACAUGACCACCGAUGGAGGAGGCUGGACCCUUGUCUACAGCUAUACAUUCUCUGACUUCGAUAACUUCAAUACAGACGACAACGUAAUUACUCCAGUACCRAAUUGGCCUCUCAAUAUGUCACCAGCUAAUGAAUGGUCACCAAUAUCAACGACAACCCCGCUCAAUGAGUCUUCCUACUCUGCCAUGGAUUUUGUAAUGUGGAAGAAGAUUGGUCGCGAGUUUCUUCUCAAGUGCAAUAUCACUAACUGGGUAGCCUGUGUAGAAGGAACCGGACGUCUUGUGGACUGGGUGACAGGAAGUCUUACGUGUAGAGUUGUCAAGGCCAUUACACCAACAUGCACGACUAUUGCUCCAGACAGUUUUGAGUUUUGGAGCUGUGGUCCAGCGUUUAGGAACAGUGCCUCAAAUAAUUACCAGUUUAUAUUGGACGCAUAUCUUAAGCUUCACCAAUGUCAUCCUAUGCAUGAUCCUUGUGCUCUGAGUUCAGAAAAUCAUCUCAAAAAUGUAUCCAGCCCUGCCUGUGCCUUGCACCUUCGUUAAUCCGGAAAUGGAUGGA